GUUCUGCCCCGUAGAUUCCGGUUCUCGGGCCGUGGGAGCUCGCGUUCAUAGAGAUUAUCUGUCGUUCGGUCCUGCCUUUUAAUGGUGACAGCUCACGGACUCUUGUUUCGUGGGCGCAUCCCAUUGGAACUGAGCUGCAGGAACCGGUUGAACAGGUCCGCUGUCCGACGCCGGAGUCGCGCGACGCGGAGCCGGAGCCGCGCGAGGAGCGUUUCAACGACGUCUCACCUGAACGUGUUGAAGUUGAAGCGCGGUAUAAAUGACUCGGUGGCGAUAGUUUCGCAGGUUAUUGUUAAUCACAGCGUUUUCAGCUUGACGAAGCGGAAGCGAGCUCUUCGCUGCACGCGAAGAGCCGAAGCUGCGACGGACGAAGAGCAGCGAAGAGCCCGAAGCUGCGACGGGCUCAAACCUCCGCUCAUCAGUAGCGCUGUGGAGCCGCAGAGUGGACUCCCCUCACCCAGUCCACGGGACCCCCAGCUCAGGCCGGUCUCACACAUGGAUGCCCAGGGGUACAAGUGGGUCCGCUGGCGGGUCUGGCUGUGGCGUCUGGCAGCCGUGUUGACCUUGGGUCUUCCCCUGAUUGUCUUUCACUGGCGUCCUCGGCUUGGUGUCCUCGCACGCUGCCGCUCCUGUCCUCUGCCACUGGCAGAUAUUGUUCUAAUAAGAAACUGUGUGGGGCAGCAUCAAGUGGUGGCGGUCCUCACUGAGGAGAUGGAGGAGGGCAGUUUGGACUUUGUCGGUGACCUGGAGGAAACUGAGUGGAGAUGGAGGGAUACUAGUAAAGUAGAGCUGUACAAGGAGAAGAAAACACUGCUGCGCUACUAUGUGUUUGAAGGCCUUCGAUACGUCUGGAUGGACAGGAAAGGAGCUUUCUGUCACGUUAGUGUCCUCAAUGAGGACUGGACUUGCAAGGACCUGUACGGCUUCCAAAAUGGUUUAAGUCACUUGGAGCAGGACGUGAGGAAACGCAUUUAUGGGCCCAACCUGAUUGAUGUACCUGUGAAGCCGUACAUAACUCUUUUGUUUGAGGAGGUUCUCAACCCCUUUUAUGUGUUCCAAAUCUUCAGCAUCACCCUGUGGAUAAUAGAUCACUAUUAUUAUUACGCCAUAUGUAUAUUUAUUAUAUCCAUCAUCUCCAUCAGUGUCUCACUUUAUGAGACACGCAAGCAAAGCGUCACGCUCCACAACAUGGCCCGUUUGGUCACAGACGUGAGAGUGCGCAGAAACUCAGGAGAGGAGGAGUGUGUGACCUCCCUGGAUCUGGUUCCAGGCGACUGUCUGAUCAUACCUCAGGAAGGCUUGCUGCUUCCAUGUGACGCUGCCCUGCUGGCUGGAGAGUGUCUGGUCAAUGAGAGCAUGCUUACAGGUGAGAGUGUUCCGGUGCUAAAAACCCCGCUGCCAGCUGGCGAAGGGAAGUUCAGCGCAGAAGCGGAGCGCAGACACACCCUCUUCUGCGGGACCCAGCUCAUUCAGGCUAAGGGCGGAGGGCCAACAGGCAGCGGAGCUGUAGCUGUGGUCACAAGCACUGGGUUUUUUACAGCCAAAGGCAGCCUGGUCAGCUCCAUUUUGUAUCCUCAGCCAAUCAACUUCCGCUUCUACCAGGACGCCGUCAAGUUCCUGCUCAUUCUGGGUUGUGUCGCCCUUAUUGGCACCAUUUACAGCUUCGUGGUCCUCUACAGAUCCAGUUUGUCUUGGUGGGAGUUGGUGAUCAGGACUCUGGAUAUUGUGACCAUCGCUGUGCCUCCCGCGCUGCCAGCCGCCAUCACGACCGGCACCAUCUACGCCCAGCACCGGCUGAAGAAGAAGGGGGUCUUCUGCAUCAGUCCACCGCGCAUCAACGUCUGCAGCAAAGUCUCAGUCUUCUGUUUUGACAAGACAGGAACUCUAACUGAGGAUGGGCUGGACGUGUGGGGGGUGAUUGAGGGUGGACCUGCUGGCUUCUCAGAGCUGGUCCCAGAGCCGAGCCAGCUGCCAUCAGGCCCCAUGCUCUCAGGCCUCGCCUGCUGUCACACCGUGACACUGCUGCACGGUCAGCCCCUAGGAGACCCUCUGGAGCUCAAGAUGGUGGAGUCCACUGGAUGGACUCUUCAGGAACCGGAAGGAGAUGGAAGUGCACUGGAUGCAGAGUUUGGAGACAAUAAGGUUUUGGCUGUAAUGAGACCUCCUGCACACCAGCUCCAAGGGAAUUCGACCAGCGAGGCGGUGGCCAUUGUUCAGAGGUUCCCCUUCUCCUCGGCCCUGCAGAGGAUGAGUGUGGUGGCAGUGGCCAGUGGAGGACGCUCGGCGUUCGCUUUCAUCAAGGGGUCCCCAGAGAUGGUGGCCAGCCUUUGCCAAGCAGAUACAGUGCCGUCAAAGUUCCCCAGCAAACUGCGCACCUUCUCCAGCGAGGGCCUCAGGGUUCUUGCACUUGGUUAUAAACCUCUGGAUAAAAACACAGACUUUAGGACCAUUGAAAGAGGGGAGGUGGAGAAGGACAUGCAGUUUCUAGGCCUGCUGAUGAUGAAGAACCUGGUGAAGCCGGAGAGUCCCGUGGUUAUCAAUAUCCUGAGGAAAGCAUGCAUUCGCAGCAUCAUGGUCACUGGGGACAACAUUCUAACAGCAGUUAAUGUAGCAAAGAGCUGCGGGAUGGUGGGGUCUGAUGAGAAAGUCAUAUUUGUUAAUGCCACUCCCCACACCACACGGGCCAUGCCCACCCUGAAGUUCAGCUUGGAAGACACUCAGAGCUCUGUGGAAGUCAUCACUCAGGGCCUGUAUCAGGGUAGUUUUGUCUACCGGCUGGCUAUUAAUGGCAAGUCCUUUGCUGCCCUGUGUGACCACUUCCCUGAACAUCUGCCAAAGGUCUUGAUGCGAGCCACAAUAUUUGCACGCAUGGCCCCCGACCAGAAAACCCAGCUGGUGAAGGAGCUGCAAAAGCUGAACUACCGCGUGGGCAUGUGUGGGGACGGGGCCAACGACUGCGGGGCCCUCAGAGCCGCUGAUGUUGGGGUGUCGCUGUCUGAGGCCGAGGCGUCGGUGGCUUCUCCUUUCACCUCCAACACCCAAAACAUCAGCUGCGUGCCGCUGCUCAUCAGGGAGGGCCGGUGUUCUCUAGUUACCUCCUUCAGUCUCUUCAGGUACAUGGCCAUGUACAGCUUCAUCCAGUUCUGCUCUGUCCUCAUCCUCUACUCUGUGAAUACGGCUGUCGCUGACCUACAGUUCCUGUUCUGUGACAUUGCUCUGGUGACUGUGCUGGCCAUCGUGAUGGGAAGAGGAGGCCCCAGUGAUGAGCUGUAUCCGUGCAGACCCCCAGCCAGCCUACUGGCCCUGCCCGUCCUGGGUAGCCUGUUUCUUCACACCUGUGUGGUGAUCCUGGGUCAGCUCUCUGCGCUCUUCAUCACCAUGUCACAGGACUGGUAUAUUCCAGUCAAUUCGACUGUGUUCGGAGCUGCCAAUCUGCCCAAUAUGGGGAACACUGCUGUGUUUGACUUGUCAGGUUUCCAGUAUAUCAUCAUGGCUGUGGUGGUCACCAAGGGCUACCCUCACAAGAAACCCCUGUACUACAAUGUGAUUUUCCUCAGUCUGCUGCUCGCCCUCUUUGGCAUCAUGAUUUGGCUGGUUGUGUACCCUGGCUCGGCGGUUUGCAGAGUAUUUCAAUUGUACAAUUACACCGACAUGAAUUUUAAAUUGCUGCUCAUCGCCCUGGCUGGUCUCAACUUCAUAAUUAGCUUUUUUGUCGAGGUGCUGAUAGACCUGGGUAUCUUAAACUGUCUUCGGCUGCUGCGUGGGAGGCGCCCGUCGAAGAAACUAUACAAACGCCUGCACACCUCUCUGUGUGACUCGCCCUCAUGGCCGCCUCUCAAUCAAACCCUGUCCCCCACAGAAAAUACAGUCCUGUCCAUGAGGUAGCGUCUGCCCCUCCUGUGUUGGACACAGUGGAUGUCUGAGCCACAUGCAACACGAAUCAUGUUUACCUCUAAAUUAAAACUAUUUUUAUGUAAUUAUAGUGUUUUUAAAAAUGUUGCCAUGUUAGUGUGAACAUUGUCACACUGCUCUGGUGGGUUUGUACGCUUUAACUACACAAAGGCUCAGUUCAACCAAAUCAUCAUUCCAGUUUCUCUUGGUUCUGGUUUUGUUUUUAGUUAGAAAAAAAACAGAAGAUUUUUUUGGUGCAAUAUAACAUGUAUUUAUGCCACUUAUUGGCUUUUUUGGAAGCAGCUCAUUCCAGAAGCGGUUGCCUCCUUCACGCUGUACAUUACCUCUACUGUUUUAUUAUUUAUUUAGCAACCUGUUAAACAGAGCUCUCAUCACUUUCAUGGGUUACAUUGUACACUGCUUUGCACUUUCAGUGUUACAGUAUUUACAGUCUGCCCAACAUCGCAGAGUUUUGCACAUGCCUUAAACGCUUCAUUGUAUAUGUCAUCUUAAUCUUGUGUAGCAUUUGUGGAUCAGUCAGUGUUUCAACCAAACCUCAUUCUGAUGAAUGUAAGUGUAAAAUGAUGACCACAUAUCACCUUUGCAAACUGUUUUAUUAAAUCAGUAUUUACAGGCA
Betta splendens (Siamese fighting fish) is the source of this 4528-nucleotide messenger RNA. RefSeq names its product ATPase cation transporting 13A2 (gene atp13a2). The transcript has 30 exons. The record is from RefSeq and is a predicted model, not a curated record. The coding region runs from base 82 to 3885 and encodes 1267 amino acids. Gene Ontology annotation, molecular function: ATP binding; ATP hydrolysis activity; P-type ion transporter activity. Gene Ontology annotation, biological process: intracellular calcium ion homeostasis; regulation of autophagosome size; autophagosome-lysosome fusion. Lineage: Eukaryota; Metazoa; Chordata; Actinopteri; Anabantiformes; Osphronemidae. Gene Ontology annotation, cellular component: membrane.